Messenger RNA from Aspergillus affinis, 612 nucleotides. RefSeq names its product putative cysteine dioxygenase Cdo1. Gene Ontology annotation, molecular function: cysteine dioxygenase activity; ferrous iron binding. Gene Ontology annotation, biological process: L-cysteine catabolic process. The record is from RefSeq and is a predicted model, not a curated record. NCBI's taxonomy places the organism in Eukaryota, Fungi, Ascomycota, Eurotiomycetes, Eurotiales, Aspergillaceae. The coding region runs from base 1 to 612 and encodes 203 amino acids. The transcript is spliced from 3 exons.
AUGCCCUUCCUCAAAUCUACGGACCCACCCGAAAAUGCAUUCGAGCAAUUGGUGCGCGAUCUCAGCGAAACCCUAGGCCCAAGCUCGGGCCUCGACUCCGCGGAUGUCGACCCUCUGGACAUCCAGCGUCUCAUGGCAUGCUACGCCUCAAACCCAGAGGAAUGGCAGGAUUUUGCCCUCGGUGAUUCCAGUAGGACGUAUACUAGGAAUCUCAUCGAUGAAGGAAAUGGGAAAAGCAACCUUCUGAUACUAGUUUGGACUCCUGGCAAAGGUAGUCUGAUCCACGACCAUGCCGAUGCUCACUGCGUCAUGAAGAUCCUCAGAGGCUCCGUCCAAGAAACCCUCUACUCCUGGCCCGACCAGAACAGGAUCAAACACGGAGAGACCUCCCCUCCGCAGAUCAAGAAGGUGACCACAUACAAUGAGAACGAGGUGACAUACAUGUCUGACAAGGUUCGCAUCCCUCCUAAAGCGCGUAAAUCAAACACCCAACACCCUGAUCUAACCAUACCGGAUGAACAACCAGCUGGGUCUUCACAAAAUCUCAAAUCCCGACCCCCACAACUUCGCCAUUUCGUUGCAUCGUACGUAGCAACCCCAUCUCAUGCAUAG